Messenger RNA from Colossoma macropomum (tambaqui), 1700 nucleotides. It is a transcript of the gene ndnl2, whose product is annotated as necdin-like 2. Bases 307 to 1095 code for a protein of 262 amino acids. The record is from RefSeq and is a predicted model, not a curated record. Gene Ontology annotation, cellular component: nucleus. The transcript has 10 exons. Lineage: Eukaryota; Metazoa; Chordata; Actinopteri; Characiformes; Serrasalmidae.
GAGUCCAUUGGUAGCACGUGACUGGGGAGACGACAACUGCAGCGUGUGCUUUCGUUUUAAAAGCAAAAUAUGCGAUUAUAUUGUCUUAUUUGUCUGUUAUAUUAGCACUAAUUACGAGUAAUGAUAAUUUUCACGGUCUUCUACUAAAAGUGAGACGCUCCGCUCCUUUAAUCGACGUUAAGCGUCUACAUUUGAUAAGAUUAGCUUGUUAGCUGCCACUCUGUUGUACUGUAACGUCAACUGAACAGGAUGAGCUAACUUACCGUUCAUUUCACAAACUCUGGAUUUUAAAAAAUCUGAAUAAAGAUGUCUCAGAGGAAGAGAGUCGCGGCUGUGGGCUCCCAGAACAAAAAUUUAAGGCGGUCACAGCAGGUUGUCCUGGAUGAGGAUGAUGACGUUGACAUGUCCUUAACGCAGCCAACUUCAUCACAGGUCCAAAAGGCCAGGGAGAACUUCACACCUGUUCAGGUGGAUCGUAAGGUUGCUGAAGUGGUGCAAUUCAUCCUGAUAAAGGACCAGAAGAAAAUACCCAUCCGCAGAGCAGAUAUUGCCAAACAUGUAAUAAAGGAGUACAAAGCCUUAUACCAAGACAUUAUGAAGAGAGCUGACCGCACAUUUGAGCAGGUUUUUGGACUAAAGCUUGUAGAGAUAGACUCCAAGAAUCAUAUUUACAUCUUAGUCAACAAGCUGCAGCCUGUGCCUGGGGAGCCAAUCAGCAUGUGUCCUGGAAACCCGAAGACAGGACUGCUGUUUGUCAUUCUCAGUAUUAUUUUCAUGAAGGGAGGAACCGUCAAAGAAAAUGUGGUGUGGAACACCCUGAAGAAGCUGAGAGUGGACGUUGGGGAGAAGCAUGAGGACUUUGGUGAUGUGAAGAAAGUGAUCAUCGAUGAGUUUGUGCGACAAAAAUACCUGGAGUACGUGCGAAUCCCCCACACUGAUCCGCUGGAGUUUGAGUUUCGCUGGGGCCAGAGGGCUGAGAAGGAGGUGUCCAAGAUGAAAAUGCUCGAAUUCAUCGGGGAGCUACACAACCAAGAGCCUCAGUCCUGGACUCAGCAAUACAGGGAGGCCACUUCUGCAGAAAGCAGCCAGAGAUAACAGAACAGAACAAGAGACUCAGGGCGGAGGCGUGUGUGUGUCUGUCUGUAUAAGAAUGAUACUAUUGGGAUAUACAAACCACUUUAAAGCUGUUCAACUCUGAUUUUGUCAAGUAGAAUAACUACUUAUUGAGCAAAAUCUGGUUCAGAAAGUUAGUCAAUUUUUCAGGUUUAAGUUUUUUUAUAUACCAUUUGAAAACACCAGUUUUCUUUACAUCGUGUGAACAAUUCAUGACUAAUGAACCAACAGAAAUUGUGCUUGUUAAAUGCACUUACUUUGAAGCUGAGACCAGGUUUCCUUGUCCUGUAAAAGUACCAUUUAGGAGGUAACUGGUUUUGUUCUGACAGCCAUGUUAGUGUGUAAAAUGCUUAAACGUUCUUGUGUUAUUUUUCUUUUGUGCUGCAAUAGAAUUAAUGUGAUAUUAAUGUCAUAAAAUUAUAAGCAAAACCUCUUAGCUACAGAUGCCAGGGGGACAAAAAGAAGUUAAAAAAAUUAAAGUUCACAUAUUUUGAGGUUACUUUUUUAUACCAGCAGUUUCCACGGUAAUGAAAGAUCCUGUAUUUUAUUAACUUAUUCAACAAAAAUAAAGCUAUCUUCUCUUUGUA